CAACUAGAAAUACACCAAACCACCAACUACCUCCCAAGCUGCUCUCUAGUUUGGACAACCAUCCGCUUCGCUUGUUAUUCAACGAGAAAAAACGCGAAAUGGCACGCAAGAAGAUCAGAGAGUUCGAUUCCAAGAGAUUGUUGAAAGAACAUUUCAAGAGGCUUUCCGGGAAAGAUUUGCCAAUCAAAUUCGCUCAAAUUACGGAAUCAACCGAUUUCAACCAGCUAAUAGAGAAGGAGCCAUGGCUUUCGUCGCAGAAACUGGUUGUUAAACCUGAUAUGCUGUUUGGAAAGCGUGGGAAGAGUGGUUUGGUUGGCUUAAAUCUGGAUUUUACUCAAGUUAUUGCUUUUGUGAAAGAGCGCCUCGGAAAAGAGGUAGAAAUGGGUGGAUGCAAGGGGCCUGUUACAACAUUCAUUGUUGAACCUUUCAUCCCUCACAAUGAAGAGUUCUACCUUAACAUUGUCUCUGAGCGACUUGGUUGCAGCGUUAGCUUUUCAGAGUGUGGAGGGAUUGAAAUUGAAGAGAAUUGGGAUAAGGUUAAGACCAUCUUUGUCCCAACUGGGUCACCUUUCACAUCAGAAGCUUGUGCUCCACUUGUUGCAACCCUUCCCUUGGAGAUCAAAGGAGAAAUUGAAGAGUUCAUCAAAGUGAUUUUUACUCUGUUUCAAGAUCUGGACUUCACUUUCCUUGAGAUGAAUCCUUUCACGCUGGUUGUUGGAAAGCCUUAUCCUUUGGACAUGAGAGGCGAACUGGAUGACACUGCUGCUUUCAAGAACUUCAAGAAGUGGGGUAAUAUUGAAUUUCCACUGCCUUUUGGAAGAGUUAUGAGUGCAACUGAAAGCUAUAUUCAUGGGCUAGAUGAGAAGACAAGUGCGUCUUUAAAAUUUACGGUGUUGAACCCUAAGGGACGCAUUUGGACAAUGGUAGCUGGAGGAGGUGCAAGUGUCAUCUACGCCGAUACAGUCGGAGAUCUUGGUUUUGCUUCUGAGCUCGGAAACUAUGCAGAAUACGGUGGAGCACCAAACGAAGAGGAAGUAUUGCAAUAUGCCAGAGUAGUAAUUGAUUGUGCAACCGCAGACCCUGAUGGUCGAAAAAGAGCCCUUGUAAUUGGUGGAGGAAUAGCUAACUUCACUGACGUGGGUGCUACAUUUAACGGCAUAAUCCGAGCCUUGAAGGAGAAGGAAUCAAAGCUCAAAGCCGCGCGGAUGCAGAUAUAUGUGAGGAGAGGAGGUCCCAAUUACCAGAGGGGCCUUGCGAAAAUGCGGGAACUCGGAGUGGAAAUCGGAAUCCCUAUUGAGGUUUACGGUCCGGAAGCGAUGAUGACCGGUAUUUGCCAGCAGGCAAUCGAAUACAUCACUGCAGCUGCCUAAGUUGUUGGUUGGUGUGCUGUCUCGGUUUUUUCGUUUUCAGUAGAUUUCCUUUGCCAUCGAACUAGAAAUCUCACGAAGUGAUGUUUAGUCCAUAUUUACUGAAACAUUUGGAAUUGUUUGUUGAGAAUGAACACGAAUGGCAUUUGUCAGCAAUAAAAGAUCUUUGAAAUUUUCUACUACUUUGUCUCCCAUCAUUAUUUUCUUAAUGCCACU
Molecule: messenger RNA, 1583 nt
Organism: Hibiscus syriacus
Lineage: Eukaryota; Viridiplantae; Streptophyta; Magnoliopsida; Malvales; Malvaceae
Product: ATP-citrate synthase alpha chain protein 1-like
Exons: 13
Coding region: 99-1370 (423 amino acids)
Biological process (GO): tricarboxylic acid cycle; succinyl-CoA metabolic process
Cellular component (GO): succinate-CoA ligase complex
Molecular function (GO): succinate-CoA ligase (ADP-forming) activity
Source: RefSeq, a predicted model, not a curated record